Drosophila pseudoobscura is the source of this 863-nucleotide messenger RNA. RefSeq names its product NADH-ubiquinone oxidoreductase chain 5-like. Gene Ontology annotation, molecular function: NADH dehydrogenase (ubiquinone) activity. The record is from RefSeq and is a predicted model, not a curated record. The transcript is spliced from 2 exons. Gene Ontology annotation, biological process: ATP synthesis coupled electron transport; electron transport coupled proton transport. Lineage: Eukaryota; Metazoa; Arthropoda; Insecta; Diptera; Drosophilidae.
UUUGAAUUUGAUUUAAAAAAAAUUAUUGCUUUAUCAACUCUUAGACAAAUAGGAUUGAUAAUGAGAAUUCUUUCUAUAGGAUUUUAUAAGUUAGCUAUAAUUUAUUUAUUAACUCAUGCAUUAUUUAAAGCUUUUUUAUUUAUAUGUGCAGGUGCUAUUAUUCAUAAUAUAAAUAAUUCUCAAGAUAUUCGUUUAAUAGGGGGCUUAAGAAUUCACAUACCAUUAACUUCUGCUUGUUUUAAUAUUUCUAAUUUAGCUUUAUGUGGCAUACCUUUUUUAGCUGGAUUUUAUUCAAAAGAUAUAAUUUUAGAAAUUGUUGUAAUUAGUAAUAUUAAUUUAUUUUCAUUUUUUUUAUUCUUUUUUUCUACAGGUUUAACUGUUAGUUAUUCUUUUCGGUUAGUUUAUUAUUCAAUAACUGGUGAUUUAAAUUGUGGUAGUUUAAAUAUAUUAAAUGAUGAAAGAUGAAUCAUAUUGCGAGGUAUAAUAGGGUUAUUAAUUAUAAGAAUUAUUGGGGGUAGAAUAUUAAAUUGAUUAAUUUUUCCUUAUCCAUAUAUAAUUUGUUUACCUUUAUCAAUAAAAUUAUUAACAUUAUUUGUUUGUAUUUUUGGUGGGCUAUUAGGUUAUUUAAUUUCUUUAACUAAGUUAUAUAGUUUAAAUAAAUCUUUUAUUUUUUAUAAUUUUUCAACAUUUUUGGGAUCAAUAUGAUUUAUGCCAUAUAUUAGAACUUAUGGAAUAAUUUUUUAUCCAUUAAAUUAUGGUCAAAUUGUUGUAAAAAGUUUUGAUCAGGGGUGAUCAGAAUAUUUUGGUGGUCAACAUUUAUAUCAAAAAUUAGUUAAUUAUUCUCAAAUUUUAUUUUUAAUACA